AUGGAGAAACCCGCGCCCCGACCGUCCCGGAAGGACACUCUGUUGAGUCGCCGGUACAUUGAGGGAUUGAUAGCAGAAGGAAACCAUGUUAUAGUCUACGAGGACCGUGUUCUGAAGGUAGAUGCCUUCAUUAAAUUUCACCCUGGAGGUGAAAAGCCAAUAAAACACAUGGUGGGCAGAGAUGCGACGGAUGAGAUCAACGCUUUGCACUCAAGAGAGGCGCGCGACCGCAUGCCUGCCUAUCAGAUCGGUCGAGUCGAAGGGGUCUGGAUCAACUUCCUUCCCCCAAUCCAAGGCGGCAAAUUCCGUCUCUACGCUGAAGAAACAUGCUCAAGCGAGGAGGACAUGACAAGUCAGGACAACUCAAGCCAAGAGGGUUCCAUUCCGCCUUCUCCUAUCUUCGAUGCAGUCGACUCCAAAUCAGUAACCCGUCGAAAGAAGUCUUCACAAGGAACAGACACCGACGCUUCUACACCCGUGGAGUCGGAGACAUAUUCUCAUCCCAAGCCAGCUUUCCUUGAUGCACGAACAAGGGAAGAAAUUGUUUUCGACACCGCAAAAUACCCCUCGUUGGACCAGGCGAACCAAGAAAGCAUCAAACACAAAUACCGGGAGCUGAAUGUCCGUAUGCAGGCCGAAGGACUUUUCAACUGCAAUUACUUCUCCUACUUCAUUGAGUGUUGUCGGUAUACUCUCUUUGCAGGGCUUGCAUACAUAUUUCUUCGUCUUGAGUGGUGGGCACCUUCCGCGUUCUUCCUUGGAUGCUUCUGGCACCAACUUGUCUUCACUGCCCAUGAUGCUGGUCAUAUGGGUAUCACCCAUAAUUUCCACGUGGACACGGUGAUUGGAAUCAUUAUUGCCGAUUUUAUGGGUGGAUUGAGUCUGGGUUGGUGGAAGCGGAGUCAUAAUGUCCACCAUAUCGUCACCAAUGAGCCGGAGCACGACCCAGAUAUCGAGCAUAUUCCCUUUUUUGCCAUCUCACAUCGCUUCCUCAACAGUCUUAACAGUACCUACUAUGACCGCAACAUGACCUUCGAUGCCUUUUCUAAGAUCAUGGUCAAAGUCCAGAACUAUAGCUACUAUCCUAUUAUGGCGCUGGCCCGUUUUAACCUCUACCGGUUAAGUUGGGAGUACUUGCUGAAGAUGCAAGCUCCACGAAAGGGACCCGCCUGGUGGCAUAUCUGGCUGGAGUUUGCUGGUCAAGCUUUCUUCUGGUAUUGGUUUGUUUAUGGUGUGAUGUAUAAGACCAUUCCCGAUUGGAAUAGCCGACUCAUCUACUUGAUGAUCUCUCAUAUUGUGCCCUCGCCUCUGCACGUCCAAAUCACACUCUCACAUUUCGCCAUGUCUACCGCUGAUAUGGGUGUCCAUGAAUCAUUCCCCCAGAAGAUGCUGAGAACUACCAUGGAUGUCGACUGCCCUACCUGGCUAGACUUCUUCCACGGUGGCCUGCAGUUUCAGGCUAUCCACCAUCUUUACCCUCGCAUGCCCCGCCACAACUUACGCCGAGCGCAGAAGUAUGUUUUGGAGUUUUGCAAGGAGACUGGAAUUCCUUACGCUAUUUUCACUUUCUAUGACGGGAACAAAGAGGUCAUCAGCCGGCUCGGCGACGUGGCGAAGCAGGUCCGCCUUAUGGAGGAGUGUCGCAAGUCGAUUGCUUCAGAGGGCGUUUUUUCGCAUCACCACUAA
Penicillium verhagenii is the source of this 1686-nucleotide messenger RNA. RefSeq names its product fatty acid desaturase. Gene Ontology annotation, molecular function: oxidoreductase activity, acting on paired donors, with oxidation of a pair of donors resulting in the reduction of molecular oxygen to two molecules of water; heme binding. NCBI's taxonomy places the organism in Eukaryota, Fungi, Ascomycota, Eurotiomycetes, Eurotiales, Aspergillaceae. Gene Ontology annotation, biological process: lipid metabolic process. Gene Ontology annotation, cellular component: membrane. The transcript is spliced from 2 exons. The record is from RefSeq and is a predicted model, not a curated record. The coding region runs from base 1 to 1686 and encodes 561 amino acids.